AUGGCAAAUUUUUUGGUGCUCAUGCUGGGUGUUGCCGGCCUCUGUUCAACUUUAUUGGGAUUUGAAUAUCGUAAUCAUUUCGAUGCGGUUCACGGAUGUUUGCAGUACGACAAGGUACCCAGAUACAACCAGUCUGUGGAAUACUUUGCGACGGAUAACUUCCGACACAUUGGUACUACACCAAACUCCAAGUACAUUCGAGUGGGCAUGGUAGGGGAGACCGACGGAACCUUGCGCUUCGGAGCGACACAAUAUCCGCACGAUGGAUUUGUUUGGGAAGUUUAUCUCGCAGGACUACCCGGUCAAUACACGGAGAUUAGCCGACAAACGCGUUCCGGCACCGAGAAUUACGAGAACACAUCGCUGAAAAAGAUCACUACCCCCAACAUAAUGUCCAAAACUCGGCCCUACAUGUUUCGGAUUGAGGUGCUCCAUAACGGCAUGGUACACUUGACCAAGGAUGGCGAAAAAAAACCGUUUUUGGAAUUCGAAGAUGGUGCACAUAAGUUGGAACUGAGUUAUAUUGGUUUUACCUUAUGGAAUUAUGAUGUGUUCUACUUCUACGACUGUCCAUUGAACACGGAGUCCAAUAAUGUUGAUGAUACAGUGCUGUUAAAGUGUAGUUUGGCAUAA
Anopheles coustani is the source of this 633-nucleotide messenger RNA. RefSeq lists its product as uncharacterized. The record is from RefSeq and is a predicted model, not a curated record. Bases 1 to 633 code for a protein of 210 amino acids. Lineage: Eukaryota; Metazoa; Arthropoda; Insecta; Diptera; Culicidae. The transcript has 3 exons.